AUGAACUGCAGCAAGACACCUGACUUUGUCUUCUUGGGGCUGUCCAGUGACCCAGAAAAAGGGAAGUUCCUGUUUGGCCUCUUCCUGGCUAUCUAUUUGCUGUGCCUCCUAGGGAACUUGCUUCUUCUGAUUACUAUUGCUUUUGACGUCCACCUCCACACGCCCAUGUACUUUUUCCUCAGUCAGCUCUCCCUGGUGGAUCUUUGCUUCACCACCACCACAGCCCCCCAAAUGCUGGAGAAUCUGUGGACCAGCAAUGGAUUCAUCUCUUUCUCUAGAUGUCUGACCCAAUUAUAUUUCUUCGCUGUUUUUGCUGAUAUGGACAAUCUGCUUUUGACUGCCAUGGCUAUUGACCGCUAUGCUGCCAUCUGUCAUCCACUGCACUAUUCACUGCUAAUGACUCCAUGCAGAUGCAUACUGCUGGUGGGCUGUUCAUGGGGAGUGGCUCACUCUGUCUCUCUGAUCCAUAUACUAUUGCUAUCUAAGUUGUAUUUCUAUACUAACCAAGAGAUUCCCCACUUUUUCUGUGACUUUGGUCCACUUUUUCAACUUUCUUGUUCUGAUACCCUUCUUAAUGAAGAACUGGUGAUGAUUCUGGCAGGGUUUUUAGGAAUCAGUCCUCUCCUUUGCAUCACAAGUUCUUAUGCUCAUAUUUUCCUGGCGGUAGCCAGGGUCCCAUCAAAACAGGGGAAAAAGAAAGCCCUGGCUACAUGCAGCUCCCAUCUCUCCAUGGUCAUCCUAUUCUAUACUACAGUUUUUGCCACCUACCUGAAACCCCCAUCAAAUUCUCACUCAACAGGUGAGCUUGUUGCAUCUGCCAUGUACACCCUGGUGACACCCACUCUCAACCCUUUCAUUUAUAGUCUGAGAAAUAAAGAUGUGAAGAGUUCUCUGAAGAGGGUUUUGGGCAUAGAGAGUUCUUGA
Molecule: messenger RNA, 924 nt
Organism: Talpa occidentalis (Iberian mole)
Lineage: Eukaryota; Metazoa; Chordata; Mammalia; Eulipotyphla; Talpidae
Product: olfactory receptor 24-like
Exons: 1
Coding region: 1-924 (307 amino acids)
Biological process (GO): G protein-coupled receptor signaling pathway
Cellular component (GO): membrane
Molecular function (GO): olfactory receptor activity; G protein-coupled receptor activity
Source: RefSeq, a predicted model, not a curated record